Messenger RNA from Archocentrus centrarchus (flier cichlid), 1129 nucleotides. It is a transcript of the gene areg, whose product is annotated as amphiregulin. Gene Ontology annotation, molecular function: growth factor activity; epidermal growth factor receptor binding. The transcript is spliced from 6 exons. The record is from RefSeq and is a predicted model, not a curated record. The coding region runs from base 122 to 829 and encodes 235 amino acids. Lineage: Eukaryota; Metazoa; Chordata; Actinopteri; Cichliformes; Cichlidae. Gene Ontology annotation, biological process: epidermal growth factor receptor signaling pathway; positive regulation of cell population proliferation; positive regulation of mitotic nuclear division.
GGUAAAGAGAGCAACGCACAAUCUCUGUCAGCAGGGGACAAAGACACACUUCAAUACCUACUGACACACACACACAGAUUAGUGCAGGACUAUCAUACACAAAACACUCUUUUCCUGGGAUAUGAACCCUCUCAUCCUCACCUGUCUCCUGUGCUUUGUAGUCUGCAGUGCUUUAAGUGCUCAGGGAUCAGCGGGCACACAGUCAGGUGACCAAGCCGGAGUAACUGCAGGCCUGGCCUCAGGGGAAGGCCUCCAGAGUUUGCACAAUGAUGACGAUGAGCUGGAAACGGACGAAAUGAUUUCAGGAGGAGAUGAUGAAAAUGUCAGCUUCCACGACUUGCAUCCCAGUCAAGAUGAGAAGAAGAAAAGGAAGGGUAAAGGCAAGAGGAGGAACAGACACAAGAGCAAAAGCACAACUCCUUUCAACCCCGAGCACACAGCUUUCACUUACGGACACACAUCCACUCUGAGCACCACUGAGGAUCCCUGCAGCACCUCCCACCUGGACUACUGCAUUCACGGCUACUGCAAGCACAUAGAGGGCCUGCAUGAGCCAGUGUGCAUAUGUAUGAAGGGUUAUGAUGGGGAGCGCUGUGGAAUCCAGACUCUGGAGAUCAUUAAAAACGAGCCCACUGAGAGCAACAACACUGAGCUGGUGCAGACGGUCUUAGUGGUCAUCGCCGUGGUCCUUUCAGUCAUCAGUUGUACCGCCAUUCUGCUCAUGACCUGUGCUCAUUACAGGUCACAUAAAAACUUCCUGGCCUCCUACCUUGGGACUGUGUCAGAGCAGGAGAAGCUACAGAAACACACCGGUGAUGUUGUGGUGUGAGUGCGUCAGGUUACAACGAGCGUGUUAACCAGUUCACAGAGGACGGCUCUGAACACCCGAGAAAGCAGUAGACCAGCUAGACGGCUUCACUAGAUGCUGUGCAAAAACACUGUCCAGACUUUGUUAGAAUUUAAUUUAUUUAGUGUGAUUAUUUAUUGUUAACUACAUAAGUGUUUGUAUGUUGGACAACUAUUAUAAUGCCUUUUUAUGUGUGAAUGCUGAGCAUUCAGCCUUUUGAUGUUCUCUAGUUUUUGUUUUAUUUAUUGCACUGCUAUUGUUAUAGGUCAGAAAAAACAAAAA